Siniperca chuatsi (mandarin fish) is the source of this 9581-nucleotide messenger RNA. RefSeq names its product zinc finger protein 646. Bases 387 to 5369 code for a protein of 1660 amino acids. Gene Ontology annotation, biological process: regulation of transcription by RNA polymerase II. The transcript has 5 exons. Gene Ontology annotation, molecular function: DNA-binding transcription factor activity, RNA polymerase II-specific; RNA polymerase II transcription regulatory region sequence-specific DNA binding. Gene Ontology annotation, cellular component: nucleus. Lineage: Eukaryota; Metazoa; Chordata; Actinopteri; Centrarchiformes; Sinipercidae. The record is from RefSeq and is a predicted model, not a curated record.
GUAUGUUGUCGAAGCGGCGGUAGGGGAAAAGAGCCAAGAACCCAAAGUCGGUGGUUGAACAGCGGGAGGAACAAAUAACCAUGCCGAACCCGUGAAACCUGCACAUUUUGCAUCUCCACGCCGUGCAUCGUUCACCUCGCGGGCGCAGAGGCCGAUUGAGGGUGAUACCUCAUUGGCUGGUGUGACCCCCGCAGGCCCGCCACCUCCCAGGGUGGGCCCCCUUUGGCUGGACCUGCACUGACGGCUCUUGGGGACUUAAUGGCCGCCACCACCAUCUCCAGCUGAAGAGCUAAGCUCUGCUGUUUCCUCCUCCACCUCCUUAACGUCACUGUUCAUUGCUGUGUUGUGAACCGUGAUUCCCUCCAACCGAUUUGCUUUAGAGUACUAUGGCAAUGCAUGAUAUGAGUCGUGCCAAGGGUUUCCCCUGUAAAGAGUGUGAUAUGGUUUGCCCGAGUACUCCAAGUCUUCUAGAGCAUAUGAAAGCACAUUAUCAGCAAGAAGAGACCGGACGUUUUGAGUGUGAACAGUGUGGCCGAAUUUACAAGCACGCAGCUAGCUUAGCUAAUCAUAAAAAAUCUCACGAAGUGGGUUCAUUCCAGUGUCCUGUUUGUACGCGGACCCUGCCCAACGCAGUAGCUUUGAAGAACCACUUGCGUAUCCAUACAUUAUCCCCCAGUAGUGCACACACAGAAGAAGAAAGCGAAGAAGUACCUGAAGAAGCAGGCCACGACGAGAGGGACUACGGCCUCGCCCAAGACCUCUCGGACGGGUUUGGGCGCUCUCAUUUGAAUAAUAGUGGUAUGGGACAUAGUGUCCUACAAAGCCACGAGACAGACGACCACGGAAAAAAAGGCUCCCCUGAAUCCGACGACGCUUGGGACAGACCAUUCAAGUGUGAUCAGUGUGACAGAACCUACCGGCACCACGGUAGCCUGGUGAACCACAAGAAGUGUCACCAGCAAGGAACUUUUAAGUGCUCUGUGUGUUUUAAACAAUUUAGCAACCUGGCUGCCCUAAACAGUCACGAGAGAACUCACUCGAAGUUCAAGACCCCCGGGGCAUCCAUGGUGAGCAGCAGCAGUAGCAGCAGCAGCCUCCAUGACUCGGAGCGCAGCAGUGGCACCCAGUCGUCCCAGGGCGACGACACGGCUUCCUGUUUCUGCCACCUGUGCCAGGUAGCGCUGCCGAAUAAAACAGACUUCCAGGAGCACAUCCUGCUGCACAACACGGCCUCACCCUCCCUCGGACUGCCACGCAGUUUCCCAGGUAUCAUGCCUCACAAUCUGAGUGCGGUUCGAUCCCCAGCGUACACCCCCGCCCUGGGGGACCCUCUGCCUCUGCCACCCCUGCCCAGUGACAAAAGAGGUCCCUAUGAUCCCAUAAUGGGUCCUCCAGUCAACAAUCCCAUCUACACAUGUGCGUACUGUGGCGCAGGACACCCAGAUCUGGAGACCUUGAAAGUCCACUAUCUGACUCAUGAUCCCCACCCUGCCUCCCAUGGCCAGGACAGCUCCAUCCUCAACUCCGACACACUAAGCUCUGGAUCACAGGGCUCGGUGUCUUCUCCCUCCGGUGGCCGUGUGCCCCAGGCCAAUUCUCCAGAUGAUGGAGAGCGGCGCUUUAAGUGUGGGGAGUGCGGCAAAAGCUACCGGCAUGCAGGAAGCCUGGUCAACCACAAACGCUGCCAUCAGACAGGCCACUACCAGUGCACCAUCUGCUGUAAGCAGUACCCUCACUUGGCAGCGCUACACAGCCACCUACGAAGCCACAAGGGGCGUCACUCAAACCAGCCUAUUGGUAACGACAGCAAUGACUGGCUAUCUCCAGAGCCGCUAACUCUGGACUCCCAGCAGAGCUACGUCCAGGAAGGUAGUGGUGCCACCACUCCAAUCUCACUGCCAGGAAAUCUUGGUGAUGCUGCCCACUUUGUACCAGAUGGUGGCCACAGCAGUGGGUUGGACUCUCUUGAGUUCCACGAUCGCUUUGAUGGCAGCUCACUUUCCCAGAGUAACUCUGCUCACCGUCAGGCUGACAGACAUGUGUGUGCCGACUGCGGUGAGAUGUAUGGAGAUGUAUCUGGCAUCAAGUCGCACAUGUGUCCCCGCCGUGGCCAGCAGCAGCAGCCGCAACAGCAGCAGAGCACUAUGUCCAAUGGUUUUAUGGGGAACAUGAACUACCACAGCUCCAGUGGAACCUCCCUGCCUGCUGGAAGCUCCAGCAGCCUGAAAGAAGGCAGCAGCCAACGGCAAUACUCACAGAGUGGAGGCAAGAGAAUGGGGAGCAAUGACAAAGAUGACGAGGAUGAUGGAGAAGUGUAUCAGUGCUCGGUGUGCGGCAACCACUACGCCAGCCUCAGAGCCCUCAGGAGCCACCUGCGUAGCCAUGCCAAUAACCCAACAGGGGGAGGACCUUCCAACCUGGAGCAGGAGUGGAGGAUGAUCUGCUCCACCUGUGGCCAGAGCUUCUCCAGGAAGCAGGACCUCCUGAAUCACCAGUUAGUCCAUGGCCCCCAAAGGCCGGACAGCCAGCAACAGGGUAUUGGAGGCAGCUCAGCUAAUGGCAAUGACAAGAUGGAUGGACGCAACCACAUUUGUGUUGACUGUGGCAUGUUUUUUGCUGACCGCCACCACCUGAUCACCCACCUGUGCCCUGGUAAAAAUCGGGCCAGCUCACUGAGCAAGCAGGGCCUGAACGGAGCCAAAGGGAUGUCUGGAGGAGAUGGCGUUGGUGGUGGGGUUGCAGGAGGAAGCCGUGAUGUUGGUGGUGAUGGACGUAGGCCUAUGGUUGACCAAAGUGACAAGCCCCACAAGUGUGACCAAUGUGGACGAGGAUACAGACACCCCUGCUCACUCCUUAACCACAAGAAGUCCCAUAAGACGGGUGUUUUCCGCUGCUUGGUGUGCCAGAAACGUUACUACAAUCUGCUGGCUCUCAAGAAUCACCAAAGGACCCACUUUGAUCUAAAGAGGCACAAGUGUGAAGAAUGCGGCAAGGCUUUCAAGAUCCAAAAGCAGCUGAUCAACCACCUCCGUCUCCACGAGGAGCACCGGGCCAAAGGUCUUGUUCGAACUGGCCCCAACGGUUCGCGCUUUCAGCAGCCUGGUCCAUCUCAAAUGCAGACUAUGAGAGGGGAGUCAUCAAAGAGCCAGGUAAUGGGCGUGAAAUACAGCCAUCAAGGGUUCAAAAAGCCCUACUCUUCAGCCGGAACUUCCAGGCCCCAGAAGUUUGACCCAGCUGAAACUGGACGGCGGCCUUUUUCCUGUGAAGAAUGUGGAAAGACAUACCGUCAUGCAGGCAGCCUGGCCAAUCACAAGAACCUUCACAAAAUUGGGGAGUACCACUGCAAUGUUUGCAACUCUACAUACCCCAACAGGCUGGCAAUGAAAAACCACCUACGUCUCCACUUCGCCCAGAAGAAGCACAACUGCCAAGAGUGUGGCAAAGGCUUUCGCACCCAGAGGCAGCUAGCUACCCACACUACAGCUGGCCUGUGCAAAGGCCCGCAGGGCCCCGGGGCCCAGAUGGAUUUUGAGUGUGAUGGCUGCUGUGAAGGCUUUGCUACGGCUGAUGAGCUUGCAGCCCACGACUGCCCAGCCCAGCACCUCCCUUCGUCCUCCUCCACCAACAGCUCCACCAACAUCAGCAUGGAGAGAAGCUCUGUGGACCUGGACUCUGAUGAGAGACCCUACGCCUGUGACCUGUGCAGCUGCGCCUACAAACAUGCAAGCUCCUUGCUGAACCACAAGCACACCCACAAAACGGGAAACUUCCGGUGCAACUUCUGCGACAAGCCCUACACCAACUACAUGGCGCUACGCAACCACAUGCGCAUCCACACGCAGCGGAAGAAGCACAUCUGCCACACGUGUGGGAAAGCCUUCCGGCUGGCCAGGUUCCUCCGCAACCACCAGAAGGUCCAUGAGGAGGGUGCUACCCCCUUCGGAUGCCCCACCUGUGGGAAGAGUUUCCAGGGGAGAUCUGGUCUGGCCAGACACCGCUGCGGGGACAACCAGGUAGGCAUGGAAGUCAGGAGGAAGGCCACUGCACCCACGGGAGAGGGCGAAGAGUGUCGGUACACAUGUGAUCAAUGCGGCCGCUCCUACCGCCAUGCCAGCUCCCUCCUUAACCACAAGAACACCCACACUGUCGGCAUCUACCACUGCGCCGUGUGCCUCAAGACCUACUCCAACCUGCUUGCCCUGAAGAACCACCGCCGUAUCCACUCCGAGACACGGCGCCACCGUUGCCACGACUGUGGCAAGGCCUUCCGUGUUUCCUCCCAGCUCUACAACCACCGACGCGUCCACCAGAAGCAGCGGGAGCUGACCUGCCGGUCCUGCCAACGAACCUUUCCUACGCAUGCCAGCUUCAGGCUCCACAUGGAGAUCACCCAUGGCCAGGCACCGCAGCCCCGCCAGCCCAGACCCCAGCAGCCCCGACCGGGGGGCUCCCAGGAGCUGGGCUGGGGGUCAGGCCUAGACCUCACCUUGAUGCAAGAGCAAGGACUCGACCCCAGCAGCAUGACCAAAGCCCGCAGCCGUGGGGGCAACAGUGAGGUCAUCAAGUCCCAUGUCUGCGACCAGUGUGGGCGGUCUUACCGCCACGCCAGCUCCCUGCUCAACCACAAGAACAGCCACAAGACCGGGACCUACUUCUGCAACUCCUGCCAGAAGGAGUUCCCCAACCUGAUGUCCCUCAAGAACCACCGACGGAUCCACACCGAGCCCAAACGCUACCAGUGCCCCGACUGUGGCAAGUCGUUCCGGGUGUCCACCCAACUCAUCUGCCACCGCCGCAUCCACACCAAGGAGAAGCCGUUCUCCUGCCAGCAGUGUGACAAGCGCUUCUCCUCCAAGUCCAACCUGAGGCACCACAUGAAGGUGCACUGGAGCAACUCGACGGCGCCCCCUCCCAUGGCCAUGGGUGCGCCCAACUUCCUGGAUCUGAGUGUGGUGGGUUCGACCAGCAGCUCCCGGAGCUUCGUCUGCAGUCAGUGUGGUCGGUCUUACCGCCACGCCAGCUCCCUGCUCAACCACAAGAACAGCCACAAGACCGGGACCUACUUCUGCAACUCCUGCCAGAAGGAGUUCCCCAACCUGAUGUCCCUCAAGAACCACCGACGGAUCCACACCGAGCCCAAACGCUACCGGUGCCCCGACUGCGGCAAGUCCUUCCGGGUGUCCACAGCACUCGUCUGCCACCGCCGCAUCCACACCAAGGAGAAGCCGUUCUCCUGCCAGCAGUGUGACAAGCGCUUCUCGUCCCGUUCCAACCUGAGGCACCACAUGAAGGUGCACUGGAGGGGUCCGCCGCUGUCCAGGGGGACGUCAUCUGCCUUCCUCUCCGUCCCCUCCAGACCUUUCAUCUAAACGUCCAACCUCGCUGUUCUUUCUGCCUCAUGAGGUCCUGAAACAGUCCGAAGACCACAUCGUCUUGUGAGGAAAACUGCAUGGAGGUUUUGGUCUGUGGGUUCAGGUUUAAAUCUUAUAAGUGACUGAAUACCUGAUGGUGAAAUUUAACCUGAAUACUCAACGUAAAGUCCACCAAAUUUAUAUUACUGAGAUGUUUGAUCUGAAAACCAGUAGAGUUGCAGAAUCGUCCGAGUGUUGGUGUAUUAGCUCCUAUUUGUUCCUCUCGUGUAAUCAUUGUUUUUACACCUGUAGUCACCUGACUCCGCUACUUCCUGCUAGCUUACGCAUGCCCGGCAAAGGCUACAGGUAGCUAGCGAGUCUUGCUUUGCCUUUUGACAAGUCAGCCAUCGAGAUAAUGAGAACAUAUUUUAAUAACAGGUGUAAAUGCAAUGAAACAUAGAUUAGAUGUUAUUAUCCAGAUACAGAUCUCAUGUUAAGACCAGGUGGAGACGGGACCUUUGUAAAAAGUCUUCUCAGUAAGUUUUGCUAAACUUACUGAGUUUUGCUAAACUACUUUUUUUUUUGGUUUAGAUGAUUUUUGAAUAAAAACAGCAGUUUAUUUCAUCAAUGCAAAACUCUCAAAUGUAAAAACUGUGAUUACAUGAGACAGAAACUGGAGCUCGAGGUGCAAACGAUGAGCUUUGUUCAACCCGUCAAGAUGAAUUUCAGCACUGCAGCCAUGAUGUGUUCAGGUUCAGUGUUAGAGCAGAAUUCCUUUCAUCUGACAGACUGUAAGAGCAAACGGACACCAAGACUUCACAGUGUCAAAACUUUAACUUCUAACAAACUCUGAAGGAGAAGUGGAGGAACGAAGUGAAGACGAACAGACUUCCAGGAGGACGUCAACAUGGACGGAAACCAGGAGAUUUUGUGUUUUUUAUACUACAGAGGAUACAAACUGUAUGUUCCUCUUCUUUUCUUAACAUUCAAGACUUAUACCGUACAGACGUAAAGCAGAGAGAAAACUGAGAAAAUGUAGUUUUGUGGGCGUUUGGAUGCCUUCAGGUCAGCAAAAAACCUGUAAACUUAGCUGCGCCUACGGGAAUCAAACCCGUUAACUCUUGAACUACUCAAGUUCUCAUCUUCCUCUGAAGCAGUGUUAAGGUCAGAACCUGUGGAGGUGUUUAAUAACCUUUUUAAGUAUAUAGAAGGUGGACGGGCACACAGUGGGACAUUUAUGGACGAUCAGCGUUGCCGUUCUUCGCGGAGAGCUUUAGUUUCACAGGGUUUCAAACCUGCAGUGUGACGACGUGGCCUCAGUUCACGCAGCACUUCUUCAGUCUGACAGUUUUUAACUUCAGCAUCAACGUCAAACCAUCAACUAUGGAAGUCCAUUUAUGCCAUGUGAACAACAAAUCUACCCUAAUCUUUUUUUUUUUUUACUAUUAAGCGUUUUAGAAUCUCAUAAUUAUUUAAAAAAACGUUCCCGUAACUAUGACUUAGUGUCUCGUAAUUAUGAUAAAUAUAUAUAAAAUUAAUACAUUAUUCACAUUUUCUUCAAUUCAACAUUAUCACGUUUGUUUACAAGUUUAAUGUUUGUAGAGCAGGAAACUGCCUCCUGUAUGAAUUGCCUACUAAUUAUGACUAAUUAUCUCAUAAUUAUGAGAUACUGCAGGCCGACUUAGUUCUCAUAACUAUGAGGUAGUGUGUCGUAAUUAUGCAGUUUCUUUUAUUAUGAGAUAGUAUGUAAUGAUUAUUAGAAACUUUCUUAUAAUUAUUACAAACUUAAAAACUAAAUCAUAAUUAGUUUCUCAUUAUCAAAUUUAUGAGAUACAAUCUCAUUAUUUUGACUUAGUAUCUAAAACUAUAAUUACAAGAGUUUCUUAUUAUGAGAAAGUUUCUCAUCGUAGAUACUAUGUCAUAAUCAUGAGACGCUCAUUUUAAUUAUGAGAUACUAUGUCAUACAAUCUCACAAUUUGAAGAAACUUCCUAUUAUCUAUGAGAUCUAUUAAUCAUGAACAUUUCAUAAUUUGUAGAUACUAUAUCUCACAACUAUGAGAACGUUUCUCCAACUUAUGAGAGCGUAAGUCAUUAUUAUGAGAAAAAAUAACACUUAAUAAAAAAAAACAAACUUUAAGUUGGUGGAUUUUUUCUUCAAAUUGUGGAAAUGGACUUCUAUAACCAACUGAUCGAAAACCUGGGAUUCUUCACUGAAUGUGACAUUCUCACAGACUUGAUUCGUCGUGGAUUUCUUUCAUGGACAAAGCUGAUGUCGGGAGCCAUGUAGUUUUGUCUCUGAAGCAACUCACCAAAAACAGACUUCAGGUUCGUCAGACGGCAGCCUGUUGACCAGCAGCGUUCCUCAUCAGAAGAGUUUAUAACAUCACUGAUUCAUCCCUCCACCUUGUAUUUGUGCACUCAGUUGGUUUUUAGGGCACCUGUACUUUCUGACUCUGUGCCUGACAGCUCACAUAUAGAGAUAGUUAAAGGGUUGUGGUACAAACUAAAGAGAAGUAGAAUUUAUAAAAGUAAUGAUGUGAUGAUGAUAGUUUGUCUUCUGCUUUCACUUGGUCACAAUCUGCAACUGUUUUCACACAAAGGAAACACUUUCGUAAAAUGUAUCUAAAAUACUUCCAUGACUGGUGGCUUGUUGAAACGGUUCAGUGUGGUUUCUCCACUUCACGUCGAGUUUAUCAGAUGAAAUGAUAAAGAAUUGUCCUAAAAAUGACAAACAACUGCAGUUAUUGUGACGGCCAUUUUGUGCCCCUUCUUUCUCAUAACUUACUUAUGAGAAAAGAUUUCAUAAAAAUAACAAAACAAUCUCACAAUUACCACACCCUGAAAUUAUGAAAUAAUUUUCUCUUGUAUCAUAUUUACAAGAAAAAACAUUCUCGUAGAGACAGAUCUUGUAAUUAUGAACAUAUUUUCUUUAUUAUUAAAUACAGAUUUAUUAAUGAGAAAUUAAGUCAUGUGAAUAUUUUUGAACAUGAGAACAUUUUCUCUGAAUUAUCUUCUUUUCUCCUAAUUGUGAGAUCCAGAUCUCGUAAUUAGGAGAAAUUAAAGAUCUCAUAAUUACGAGAAUCCGAGAUUCGUAUCUUAUCGUAAUUAUCAGAAUGUUUUCGCUUGACUAUGUGAAAGUUUUCUUGUAACUAUGAGAACGUUUUUUGUAAUUGUAAGAUCUAUUUGUCACAAUUACAAAAUACUGUAUUUAGUAAUUAUGACAAUGCUUUCUCGUAAUUAUGAGAAAACUUUUUGCAAUUAUGAGAUCUGCAUCCCCAGAGAUCUAUGAGAAACAUAGUCGCAAUUCUUGUAUCAGAAUCAGAAUCAGAAUCAGAAAUCCUUUAUUGAUCCCCGUAGGGAAACUCUUUGUUCCAGUAGCUCGUCUUUACGUCAGUGCACACAGGAGAAAACGAUAUUAUACACUAUAAUAUCGUUUUCUCCUGUGUGCACUGACGUAAAGACGAGCUACUGGAACAAUAAUUCUCAUAAUUAUGAGAAUGAGAAAAUGUUUUCAUAAUUAUGAAGAAGACCAUAUCAUACGAGAUCCGUGUCUUGAUCUAGUAAUUAUGAGAUGAGUCACAAUUAGGAGAAAACGUCUCUAAUUAUUUUUAUCUUUGUUGAAUGCAUUAUGCUUACGUUCAUUCCUGACAGCCUCGACUUGGGGAUUUCCUGACGUGCGAUGACGUAAAAAGUUAUUUAGCUGGCAUGCUGUUAGAGCUGUAACACAAAACUCACGUGAAUUUAAAGAACAUUUUUCUCCAGGACACAAGCUUUGUUUAAUUAGAGAAAAUGUUGAAUUAGUUUUAGAUUUAUUUGUGUCAGUGUGCACGUGGUCCGAAUAAUCCUGAAAUGAAUUUCAGUUGGGGAUGCAAAAUGGCGCAGUAGAAAGCGACUUGUAGAAACAUAGCAGUAGACUCUUGGUGCUGUUCGGUUAGAUGAUGUAUUGUCAUUGUACCUCUGUAUUAUAACCUCUGUAUGACCUUUUAUAUACAAAACAAAUACUGUAGAAUACAUUUAUUUCUCUCUACUUGUGAUGAACUGAUGUUAGUGAGUGUCGACUGACAAGCAGCUCGUGAUGAGAAAUCGCAGGGCUCUCAGAAAGCCUCAGACAUCAACACAUCCCUGCCAUAAAACAGUAACACACUUCUUUUGAAAAAUCAUAAGCAGUUUUUUCUUCUUGGUGGUUCUUAUUGUCCUCUACAGUUUUUAAUAAAACAUUAAAUUCCUGGA